UGCGGGCGGCUGCUGGCGCGGCGGCCCGGGGCGGCGCAGGCGCUCACAGCCGGGGCCCUGAUGGGAGCUGGGGAUGUGAUUGCACAGCAGCUGGUGGAGCAGCGGGGGCUGCAUGGGCACCACUGCCCCCGCACCCUGAAAAUGAUGGGCAUUGGCUUCUGCUUUGUGGGCCCUGUUGUGGGCAGCUGGUACAGGAUCCUGGACUGGCUCAUCCCAGGGAAUACAAAAGUUGUGGCUGUGAAGAAGGUGAUCCUGGACCAGGGGGGUUUCGCUCCGUGCUUCCUUGGCUGCUUCCUGGCUGUCACAGGGGCCACCAACGGCCUGUCCGUGCAGGAGAACUGGUCCAAGAUCCAGCAGGACUACCUGGAUGCCCUGGUGACCAAUUACUGUAUCUGGCCACCCGUGCAAAUUGCCAACUUCUACUUUGUGCCUCUGCAGCACAGGCUGGCUGUUGUCCAGUGUGUUGCCAUCGUCUGGAACUGCUACCUGUCCUGGAAGGCGAAUCGGAUGUGAGGCAGGAGCCCUGAGCCCUGGCAGUGCCCACCCUGUGCCCUGCCUGAUGCCACAGGAGCCCUGAGCCCUGGCAGUGCCCACCCUGUGCCCUGCCUGAUGCCACUGGAGCCCUGAUUCCUGGCAGUGGGCAGCAUGGCGUGGGCAGGCGGGACACGCAGGGUCCUGCAGCAGCCACCCCGCUCCUCUCUCAGGGGAGCACCAUCCCCUGUGGCCACAGCUGCCCCAGGGAGAGGAUGGUGCCAGGACAGGCCUGGCUCUGCUCUCACCGUGCUGUGCAGCAGCUCUGCCCACGAUGCUCUUCUCCAUCUGUGCUCAGCCACUUCCCUGCACACAGGGUGCUCCUGCCCCGAGUGUCGCUCUGACCUUCCCCAGGGCUCAUCCCGAGGGAGAAGAGGAGUGGAAGUGGAGCAGGGCUGGCCGUGCCACGGGCACAGAGCUGGGCUCACCGCAGGCUGGGCAUGCUCCCCCUAAGCAGCAGGGUUUGCUGUGGCUCUGCUGUGGGCAGUCAAAGCAUCAAUAAACAGAUGUCCUCA
Messenger RNA from Agelaius phoeniceus (red-winged blackbird), 1046 nucleotides. RefSeq names its product mitochondrial inner membrane protein MPV17 (gene MPV17). Gene Ontology annotation, cellular component: cytoplasm; mitochondrion; membrane. The record is from RefSeq and is a predicted model, not a curated record. Gene Ontology annotation, biological process: regulation of mitochondrial DNA metabolic process. Gene Ontology annotation, molecular function: channel activity. Lineage: Eukaryota; Metazoa; Chordata; Aves; Passeriformes; Icteridae.